This is a messenger RNA of Theobroma cacao (cacao), 3249 nucleotides long. RefSeq names its product G-type lectin S-receptor-like serine/threonine-protein kinase At4g27290. The record is from RefSeq and is a predicted model, not a curated record. Gene Ontology annotation, biological process: recognition of pollen; protein phosphorylation. Gene Ontology annotation, cellular component: plasma membrane. NCBI's taxonomy places the organism in Eukaryota, Viridiplantae, Streptophyta, Magnoliopsida, Malvales, Malvaceae. Gene Ontology annotation, molecular function: ATP binding; protein serine/threonine kinase activity.
UACCCACAUGACACUUGAGGAACUGUAUUUACUAUCGGAUAGCUUUUCUGCUAUCCAUAAACUGCUGGUCAUUACUUUGAAAGGCCAGGUAGAGCAGAAGAUAGCUAAUGGUCUUUUCAAGGAAGACUUGCAUUCUAGUCAACGCUCAUCAGUCUAAAUAAAUUUGCUCUCUGAAGUCUACCAAACUGAAAAGUUUUUCUACGAGUUUUACAAGCUUUGAAAGUUGAAACCAAUGGACAUUCUGUCUUUCAUGUUCACCAACACCAUUUUGCUAAUAUUGUUUUCAGGUAUUGCUGAUGGAAUCGAUGUCUUCACCUCCUCUCAGUCUGUUAGUGAUGGCAGAACCUUGGUUUCAAGAGAUGGAAUCUUUGAGCUUGGUUUCUUUAGUCCUGGAAGCUCUAAGAAUCGUUACUUGGGAAUUUGGUACAAGAAAAUAGCAGUUAAAACUGUUAUUUGGGUUGCAAACAGAAGCAAUCCGAUCAAUGACACAACUGGUUUGCUGAUGAUAAACAGGAAAGGUAAUCUUGUAUUGCUCAGUCGAAACAAUGGUGUUGUUUGGUAUACCAACAUACAGAAAGGAGUUCAAAGUCCUGUAGUUCAGCUCUUAGAUUCUGGAAAUCUUGUCCUAAGAAGUGAAAAUGAUAAUGAUUCAGAAACAUUUUUGUGGCAAAGUUUUGAUUAUCCAAGCGAUACAUUACUUCCAGGGAUGAGACUUGGAUGGGACUUGAGGACUGGUCUUGAUCGGCGUCUGUCAGCCUGGAAGAACUCAGAUGAUCCAUCACCUGGAGACUUCACGGCUGGUGUUGAGCUAUAUCAAUACCCUGAUAUUGUUGCAUGGAAGGGCCCAAAUAAAUACGUUAGGACAGGCCCCUGGAAUGGCCUCAGAUUCAGCGGUGCACCCAUGUUAAGGCCAAAUUCCAUUUUUGAGAAUGGUUUUGUGUGGAAUGAGCCGGAGGUGUACCAAGUAUAUACUGUCAAAAAUAAAUCGCUGAUCUCAAGAUAUAUGUUGAACCAAAAUGCCUAUCAGGGUCAGCACUAUAUAUGGAAUGAAAAAGCUGGAAAUUGGAUGAUGAUCACAUACAUACCCAGGGACAUCUGCGACAACUAUGAUCGCUGCGGUCCAUAUGGAAGUUGUGUCAGUACUGAGGUGCCACCUUGUCAGUGUUUAAAAGGGUUCAAGCCUAAAUCAUCACAGAAUUUGUACACAAUGGACUUUAACCCAGGCUGUGAGCGCAAUAAACCACUAUACUGCCAGAAAGGUGAUGGGUUCAUCAAAUAUGUUGGACUGAAAGUGCCAGACACCACAAAUUCUUGGGUAAACAGAAGUAUGAGUCUCAAGGAAUGCAGGGCUAGAUGCUUACAGAACUGUUCUUGUAUGGCUUACACACCCACUGAUAUUAGAGAAGGCAGCGGUUGUGCCCUUUGGUUUGGUGAUCUGAUUGAUAUUAAACUAGUUCAAGAUGGUGGUCAGGAUCUAUACAUUCGAAUGUCUGCCUCUGAAGUAGAGCCAAAAGGUAAUGAUAAGGUCAAGAUAGCAGUCACAAUUCCAAUUGCCAUUUUCAUAGUUGCUGGUGUGCUUCUUGUCAGCUGUUACAUUUGCAGCAGCCGUGCAAGCUCAAAAGGGGCAAGAGAAAACGAUGUGAUAAACGAUAGGAACAUUGAAGGGCAAAGGGAAGACUCAGAAGUCCAGUUAUUCGACCUAGCAUUAAUAUCCAAAGCAACCAAUGACUUCUCAAUUGACAACAAGCUAGGACAAGGUGGUUUUGGGCCUGUAUACAGGGGUACCCUUGUAGAUGGACAAGAAAUUGCUGUGAAGAGGCUUUCAAGAAGCUCUGGACAAGGUCUAACUGAGUUCAAAAAUGAAGUAGCACUAAUUGCCAAGCUUCAACAUCGAAAUCUUGUAAAGCUUCUGGGAUGCUGUAUUGAAGGAGAGGAAAAAAUGCUGGUUUAUGAAUAUAUGCCAAACAAAAGUUUGGACUUCUUCAUUUUCGAGAAAACAAGAAGUAAGCUACUAGAUUGGCCUAAGCGUUUUCAUAUUAUUGGGGGAGUUGCUCGAGGGCUCGUCUACCUACAUCAAGAUUCUAGAUUGAGGAUUAUACACAGAGAUCUCAAAGCAAGUAAUGUUCUUCUUGACAAUGAGAUGAACCCCAAAAUUUCAGACUUUGGCAUGGCUAGAUCUUUUGGAGGAGACCAAUUUGAGGGGAACACAAAUAGGGUGGUUGGAACCUAUGGUUAUAUGGCACCAGAAUAUGCUAUUGAUGGGCAAUUCUCAGUAAAAUCGGAUGUCUUUAGCUUCGGAAUACUGGUGCUGGAGAUUAUAAGUGGGAAGAAAAAUAGAGGGUUUUACAAUCCUGGCAAUGGCCUUAACCUUAUUGGACAUGCUUGGGAUUUGUGGAAAGAAGAAAAGGCUGUACAGCUGAUCGAUCCUUUGCUAAAAGAAUCAUGUAAUCUAUCAGAAGUGGCACGAGGUAUCCACAUUGGUCUCCUAUGUCUGCAACAACAUCCGGAGGAUAGACCAAACAUGUCAUCAGUGGUUCUGAUGUUGGGUAGUGACACAACAUUGAGUAAACCAAAACAACCUGGUUUCCUGAUGGAAAGGAAAUCACCUGAAACAGACUCUACAUCAAGCAAGCUUGAAUCUUCUUCAACCAAUGAUAUAAGUAUGUCUAUAUUGGAGGGUCGAUGAUUAAUGAUUCUUGAGCUAUACACCUCCUGCUGUGUAACGUUCCCUGAUUUUUGUGAAGCAAAGAUCAUUAACUACUUGCAUUGACCUUUUUGGGCCUAAUUGAACUAUUUGCGUCGUCCAAUGAGAUAUGCAUCAUUCCUAGUUGAACCCUUGGGAAGAAAUGGUUGGCCAAUUGUAAACUAAUUAAAAAGCUUGUAAUAUGUUCUGUUCAGCUUAUGAACAGAUCUAGUGAAAAAAGACCAUAGCUUUCACAUAACUAGGAAAUAGGUAUGCCCAUUUUUGGGAAUAGUCCUGGAUAUUGAAAGUUCACAUUGUAUUUCCUGAGUUCUGUUCCCUUUUUGUCUACGGGGGUUGGUUUUGUGUGAGGAAUGGGUUUGUAUAGGGGUGCUGGCUUAUGUGCAGGGGUUGAUCCUUGUGUGAUUUUGUUAUGGCAUACCUCAAUGUUCUUUUGUAAGGGGUAUGCCUUGCAAAAUCUUUUUGCUGGAGAACUAAUGUUCUUUCAGACCUUAAAUAAAAUUGAACUUUCAAAAAAACAAACAACUAGGAAAUAGGAAUUCUAUGCG